AUGCUCUAGCUUUCCAGAGUCAAGAGUCUAUGGAGAGAGAGAGUGUGUUGGAAAGGAGAGAAAAUACAGGUUCAUCUUGUAUACUUAACUCUGUUAUGUCUUUUAUAAACAAAAGCCAAGAACCAAUUUGUGCAAGACCCAGUAGUGUUUGUAACCGAAAUCAAGAAAAUAAGGCUAGCCAUUAUAUCCCUCUUGACUCUUCUGCUAGUUUCUCAUCUUCUUUCUCAUCUGCUUUAUGAUUUUGCAGAUGCUCUCUUCUGUUUUUAGGAUGCUUUUAGUAUUCUUUCACAUGAUAUUAUUCAUUACUAGACUCUUUAAUACUCGGUAUCAACCUUGCAUUAUGUAAUUCUACUUUCUUAUUUGCUGUUACUUCAGUACUUGAAGAUCUUGUUGGUGGGCUCAGGCUAUACUCUUUUCUAAUUUGUAAGUUUCAGCUGUGUAUAUCAAAUUCUUCUUCGAUCAGAGAAAGAGGCAAAAUCACAGAUUCUUUUCUUUCUUUAAAACUUUUCUUUUCCAGUGUGUGCCCUCUCAAAUUCCUUGAAUUUUUUUCUAGGAAUCAGUCUUUUGUCAGAUUUGUUGGUUUAGAUAGGGAAACUCAUUCAUUUGGUACUGUUAUUAAAACUAUGGGUUUGUUCCAAUUUAGAUUCUUGUGUUUGUGUCUUUUCCUUGCGUUCAAAACCAGUAUUACUAGUUCUCAGUAUAUAGGCCAGAUAUAUCCUGGUUUCCAAGCAUCUCAUAUGGAUUGGAUAGAGAAAGAGGGGCUGUUCUUGCUAUCUAGGAACUCUACUUUUGGUUUUGGCUUCAGAACUUCCCUUGACGCUCAAUCUUAUUUACUAGUUGUCAUCAACUUGAAAAGUUCCAAAGAUGUAUGGACUGCUAAUAGAGGUUUGUUGAUCAGCGAUUCUGAUCACUUUGUGUUUGAAAAAAAUGGAAAUGUUUAUUUGCAGCGUGGAGAUGGUGUGGCUUGGUUCACAGGUACUGAAGGGCAAAGAGUUACUUCUAUGGAACUGAUGGACUCAGGUAACUUGGUGUUGCCUGGGGACAAUGGAAGUAUUCUUUGGCAGAGUUUUAGCUAUCCCAUAGAUGCUCUUUUACCGGGCCAGGACUUUGUAGAAGGAAUGAGACUUAAAAGUUUCCCAAACAAGAAUUACUUGUAUAAUUAUCUUGAAAUUAAGUCUGGCGAUUUGGUCUUGUAUGCAGGAUACAUAACUCCACAAGUAUACUGGUCCCUGGCAAAUGAAAGCCGGAAAACCAAUAAUAGGGUUAAUGGCAAGGUGCACUCCGCAUCUCUGGUUUCCAAUUCAUGGAAUUUCUAUGAUCAAAAUAGAGUCUUGCUCUGGCGGUUCAUAUUCUCUGAUAAUUCUGACCCACAUGCUAUGUGGGCUCUGACAUUAGGCUCUAAUGGGGCAAUUGGGUUCUAUAAUUUUGAAAAAGGAAAGUCAGUUAACCAUGAGGCAACUAAGAUACCACAAGAUUCCUGCAGCAUUCCAGAGCCGUGUGAGAGAUACUAUGUGUGCUAUUUUGACAAUAGGUGUCAAUGCCCAUCGCAACUCAAUACUCAUUUUGGUUGCAAACCUCCCGAGGCCUCAACCUGUAAUGGCUCCAAAAUUUCAGCUGAGCUUUUUUAUGUUGGUGAGAAGCUGGAUUAUUUUGCAUUUGGGUUCGUUACACCCUUCCUGAAAUCUAAUUUAAAUGCUUGCAAAGAAGCCUGUCUUGGAAACUGUCCUUGCAUUGUGCUGUUCUUUGAAAAUAGUACUGGAAGAUGCUUUCUGUUUGAUCAGGUAGGGAGCUUGACUCGCAGUCAGCCGGGUUCUUCAGGUUAUAUUUCAUAUAUGAAGGUGUCAGUGGGGGAGCGAAAUUCGGCCAGUAGUAGGAAUUUAGGGAAGGAAGCCCUAUUGAUUGCAAUCAUUGUUAUUGCAACAGUAGUGGCAAUUGCUUGUUUACUUUAUGUGGGAAUCUGGUAUCGCCGCAGAGGGAAGAAGUACUUGGAAUUUCAACAGCAAAACCAGGAUGGGGAUGAUUUCUGGGACAGUCUUCCUGGGAUGCCUGCUCGCUACAUCUUCAGUGAUCUCUGUAAAGCAACUAAAAACUUCUCUAUGAAGGUUGGACAAGGAGGGUUUGGCUCAGUCUACCUAGGUGUGCUGCCAAAUGGUACCCAGUUGGCUGUCAAAAAAUUGGAAGGCAUUGGACAGGGGAAGAAAGAGUUCAGGGCUGAAGUGAGUAUCAUCGGGAGCAUCCAUCAUGUCCAUCUGGUCAAGCUUAAAGGCUUCUGUGCUGAAGGGGCUCACCGGCUUCUUGUUUACGAGUUCAUGGGGAAAAGCUCUCUAGAUAAAUGGAUCUUCAAUAAUAAUAAAGAAAGUUCCUUGUUAGAUUGGAAUACAAGAUUCAAUAUCGCACUUGGUAUGGCAAAAGGUCUGGCUUAUCUCCAUGAGGAGUGUGAGGUGAAAAUAGUCCACUGUGACAUAAAACCUCAGAAUGUGCUUCUUGAUGAUAAUUUCACUGCCAAAGUUUCUGAUUUUGGUUUGGCAAAGCUAAUGAAUCGUGAAGACAGUCUUGUUUAUACUACAGUGAGGGGUACUAGAGGGUAUCUUGCACCAGAAUGGAUCAGCAACAGCCCUAUAUCAGAGAAGAGUGAUGUGUAUAGCUAUGGUAUAGUCUUGCUGGAGAUCAUUGGAGGCAGGAAGAACUACGAUUCAUCAGAAAGUUCAGAGAAAUCCCAUUUUCCUUCUUAUUCCUUCAAGAUGUUGGAAGAAGGAAGAUUGAGAGAAAUCAUUGAUCCAAAGCUGGACAUAAAUGAAAAUGAUGUGAGGGUUGUCACUGCAAUCAAAGUUGCAUUAUGGUGCAUUCAAGAAGAGAUGCAAUUGAGACCGCCUAUGACUAAAGUGGUCCAAAUGCUUGAAGGUCUCUGUGAUGUGCCGGACCCUCCAAUUUCUUCUCAAUCAGCUUCUCGCUCUAUGUCAAGUGUCAUCAAAUGGAACAGCAAAGAAUGUUCCUCUUCGGGCUUUGUUGAUGACACAAGUGAUGCAUUUCUCUCAGAUACUGGACUCUCAGGCCCUAGAUGACAGAAGCAAUCAUUACAAAGAUGCUUUUUAGCACAAAUUCAACCUUUGAAAGAUGAGAUGUUUCAUACAUUUUCUCCAUAUCAUUGUGAGCCACCAAACUCCAGGUGUUAGUGAUGCUUUUCUUUAUCCGUGUUCAUAUAGUUCUUAAGGCCUCAAUGCCUUCUCCACUCUCUCCAUGAAAAUUUUUUGAACAAGUUGCGAAAUUUUUGUUCUAAUUUAACCUGCAUAAUGAAACUCAAAGCCCUUGAGUCACUAGCCUUUUGGUUACAUUGCAGAUCAAAUUCUGCAAUCCCAUAGAUAGAAAUGGCUGUUGUAAGACACUGAUGUUUGAGUUGUUCUUGUAUUUUCAGCAGUUAGAUGGAGAAAUAUUAUGUUGACAUAAACACAUUUAUGUCAUUAGUA
Molecule: messenger RNA, 3464 nt
Organism: Hevea brasiliensis (rubber tree)
Lineage: Eukaryota; Viridiplantae; Streptophyta; Magnoliopsida; Malpighiales; Euphorbiaceae
Product: G-type lectin S-receptor-like serine/threonine-protein kinase SD2-5
Biological process (GO): protein phosphorylation
Molecular function (GO): ATP binding; protein serine/threonine kinase activity
Source: RefSeq, a predicted model, not a curated record